CCGCCAUCCUUAUUGUCUCUGCUCACUGGGGGCAAUCUAAUAAAGUGUCUGCAGUACAGCGCAAUUAUUUGGAUGCUGGUUUCUGAUCCGAGCCAGAGUAACAGUAACCUUUUGUUUAGCAGCAGGAGUAGGAAAUCAAAUCUCUCAAUGCUCUUCUAAUGAUGUUGAAGGCUCAUCUUUCCUUAUUGAAGGGGAAGGAAUUGAGUCAUUUGAGUGUAUAUGUUGCCAAAAUCAAAAUUACACUGAUCAAAGACCUGGUUUAGAAUUUUUUUAAGUUAAUUUAUAGAACUAGAUGCUUUAAUAGCAGGCCCCCGAGCUUAAAAGUUACACAAACAUUUAAUUCUAAUUUGGAGAAAGAAAAGGAGGAUGUUGUCCAAAAAAUCUCAACUUACGGGGGUCAGUAACCAAAAAUCUUUAUCAGUCAUUCAUAAAUCAACCAAGGAACACAGCAGGGUUUAAAACACCUUUAGGUUAUAAAACAAUAUCUUAUCUCAGAAGAUCUGGAAAUGGAACAAGUAUGGCACAAAUACAAAGGAUGUGGAAAUAUUUCAGCCUGUACAAAGAUAGUAGAGAUAUAACAUACCCUGAAGUACUAUCAGCUGUGAAAUCAGGAUGUGGUGGUUCUGUACAUGGUACUGGCUCAGAGGGGCUGAAUAGAGGUGCAGGCCACACUUUUCAGAUUUUAGGUAUAAGAAAAGUGUAAAAACCAUGCAUAAUUUUUCUUUCAUCACCUUCAUACAGAACAUAAAAUUAAGGUUUGUGGUUGUAAUGUGAAAAAAACUGAAACAUUUUAAGUGCAUAGGUAUUUUUGUACAUCCUGUAAACACAUGAACGAAACAACACCUUGUUUUCACCUUCACCAUGGGUGAAGGUGAAAACAAAGUAAGCAAAACCCAUUGACACAUGGUGCCAUGAUUGUUUGAUAUCAACAGGGAAAAGCAGCUUUAAAUUAAUUAGAAAAGCAGGUGGAUUCAGGAUGUUUUGACCACAGCUAUCCAUUGUUAAAUACGUCUGAUCAGGUUCAUGCCAGCUGAUCUUUGUGUUGCUCUUUCUUAAUGCCCCAUAUGAAACCAAAACCCUGUUAGCACUGGACGAAUAAACGAAGUCUAAUCAGUGUGGGCCAUCAAACCAAAAGGCAACAGCUUUUUAAUCCAAAGGUCACUUCAUACAUCAGAUCCUUUUAACUGUACAAUGAAUUAAUAUGAAAUCUGCCAGUGAGAUAUCAAAGCGUGUAACUACUCGCCCAGGAUUAAUGUCUUAUUUUCUCCUCUGCACAGACAGGCAGCUCAAGUGAAACUAUUUGGUCCUCUCUACCUUCCUAUUCUCAGACACUGAGCUUAUUAUUAGCCUCAGAUGGACUAGAGAAGCAUCUGAAGGGACACAGGCCAUGCAUAACUGAUGGAGCACAGUCAAUAACUAAACCAUAUACAGUGACCAAUGAGGAUGCACUUGUUAAGCUUUGCCCAGCCUGUGAGUUGUUGGCUUCUCUCAUGCACGUUGCCACUGUUGCAUGGAGGAUCUCGGGGGUCAGCCUUUUGGGUAAUAGAAGUUACUCCGUGCCAUGCUUGAGCUUCUAAAAGUCUAAAGGCACAGUAUGUGCAAUGUCGCAGAUAAGCUUUAGGGUUGCUCUCCUGCUCCUGGUCGUCAGAUGCGUUGCAGAGGAAACAACACCAAGUAAAGGCUGCGUUUGUGGGUACCCUGGAAUACCAGGCGAUCCUGGGCACAAUGGUUCACCAGGGAGAGACGGUAGAGACGGACUCAGAGGGGACAAAGGAGAUCAAGGUGAAGUUGGCCCUUCGGGACCAGCCGGUACCGAUGGCCUAAAAGGAAUCAAAGGAGACACUGGAGCUAUUGGUAAUGUUGGGCCUAAAGGGAAAAAAGGAGAAAAUGGAGAAAAGGGGUCUCCUGGAAAAAUGGGGCCCCAAGGAAUACAGGGACCAAUCGGCAUAAAAGGAAGCAAGGGAGAACUUGGCUUGCCAGGACCCCAAGGACUUAAAGGAGAUUUAGGCCCGCCAGGACCACAUGGUCCAAAGGGGGAAAUUGGCCUCAGAGGUGACAGAGGUAUUCAGGGGCCACUGGGACCCCCUGGUAAGCCAGGGCCUAAGGGAGAAUUGGGUGUGCCUGGUCACAAAGGCAACAUUGGUUACCGUGGCGAAAGGGGUACUCGGGGUGAGAAGGGUGAAAGCGGCGAAAAGGGAGAGUCUCCUGUCAUCCCCAAAAGCGCCUUCUCCGUGGGACUCACAGCGCGUAGUAAACUUCCACCAGCCAACUUUCCGAUCCGGUUCGACAAGAUUAUUUACAACCAACAGAACCACUACGACUCACAGACAGGGAGAUACACGUGCCCCGUAGCAGGCGCCUACUUCUUCACCUACCACAUCACCGUCUUCUCCAGAAACGUGAAAGUGGCCCUAAUGAAGAAUGGGGUAAAAAUCAUCCACACCACGGACAACUAUCAGACCAGCGAGGACCAGGCAGCAGGGGGCGCUGUGCUGCACCUGGAUGUGGGGGACAAAGUGUGGCUGCAGGUGGUUGGAGGAGAGCUGUUCAACGGGCUGUUUGCUGAUGAAGAUGACGACACCACCUUCUCUGGGUUCAUAAUCUUUGGGUCCUAAUUAAAGAUUUUCAACAAAAAUCUAAGAUAAAACAAAAUUUUGUGUUACUUCGAUAUAAUUGUGAUCCAUGAAAUUCAUUUCAUUCAAAAAUUCAAAAAUGGAGAAAAGGGGUUUCCUGGAAAAAUGGAAAUUAUAUUUCAAAGUAAUUACAAAGUAAUUACAUUAAAAUUAAUUUGUAUUUUGUUUCCAUUAUUUCAGACAGUAAACAGCUACUUUAUCUAUAUAUCGUCUCCUAAAUAAAGUUGAAAGGAUUUUUCAAAUAAGAUAAAAGUUAUACAAGUGUAACUAUUAGUUAUUGUCUCACCUGAAGUUGCAAAUAAAAUACUCCCAUUGUACGAAAAAGUUUUAUGUAUGUAAAAUAUGCAUUUAAUUAAUUACCAAACUGAGUUUUCAUCAAGUCAUGAUCUGUUAAAUCCUACAAAAUUACAUCAAACUGUUCAGGAAUUGUAAGUGGAAAUUGGCAUUUUUACUAUAACCUUAUAUUAUGCAUGUGUCCUUUCAAAAGGUUAAUGAAGUGUUGUACAUUGUCUCUGUGCAAACAAAUUAAAAACAGUAUAAAGAGUUUACACAUUUAUUUCAGAAAUACUGGACAGACAUUUCCCAAAGAGUAUCAAAAAUGUGCAAGCCUAUGAAAUUUCCUAAUUGAAAUCUUUAAUAUUGUCCUGUGAUUGUUUUAAGAAUUGCUUUGAUGUCCCCAGGACAAGGAUGUACUUUCAGAAUCCGCCAAAAAGAUGUUGGACUUGUGGCCAGUUCAGUCACAUGCUGCCUGUUGAACUAAGCUGGGCACCAGUGUUGCAAAAAAUUUCACAAAAGGGUUUUUUAUUUUUAUUAUUCUAAGUAAAAUAGAGAUAAGUCACAAUCUCUAACAAUGAAUUUUAGACCUUGGAAACCAAAACAAAGCUGGUUGGGAAGGCAAACAUUACACGUACAUUAUGAAAUGAAACCCAUCAGGAACAGAACAUGCUGACUUUGUGGAUUUAAUGCCUCUGCUAACAGUGUUACUGUAUAAAGGACAGUGACAUUUUUCCUUUUGUGUAUGGAAAACUUCUGAAUUAUCUGAAUCAUGGCUGGAUCACAACACUGGAACAUUAUAUGUGAUUUUUGCUAGCAAAGAAAUAGACAGAGCAGCUAUGUUAAGCCAUCUGUAUCUUUUGUUUCUUCUUUCAAUUGAUUUU
Poecilia latipinna (sailfin molly) is the source of this 3790-nucleotide messenger RNA. RefSeq names its product C1q and TNF related 9 (gene c1qtnf9). NCBI's taxonomy places the organism in Eukaryota, Metazoa, Chordata, Actinopteri, Cyprinodontiformes, Poeciliidae. The transcript has 3 exons. The coding region runs from base 1602 to 2615 and encodes 337 amino acids. The record is from RefSeq and is a predicted model, not a curated record. Gene Ontology annotation, molecular function: protein binding.